AUGAGAGCUCCAUUUUGCUUCUGCCAGUUUUGGGGAUUGCUUUUUUACUGCUGUGGUGUACCCAACUCUCAAAAGCAGUGGUUAAGCUCACUGAUCCCAACGAUUGCCCCAUUGUCAGCGUCCAACGGCAUCCCAUGGCUAGUGUCCAUGGCUGAAACCUGCCAGGGCAUUAUUCUGAGUCGGUGGUGGAUCCUCUCCACAGCCAGCUGUCUGACUAAACUGAAACAUUUAAGCUCGGACAUUUCAGGAGUCAAUGACCAAGAAGGUAUCUUACAUGGCCAUAAAAUAUGCCUGCACCCCGGUUUUGAUCCACAAGCUGGGACAAAUCCAGUCAAAGGGGACAUAGGGGUGGUCCUCCUGCAAUAUCCCGUCAGGAGGGAAGAAAUAUCAUUUUCUUACACUUAUAACAUCUGGAAGAGCUGUUAUAACUGCCAGUACAGACACUGCAGGGUAUACCAAUAUCAGAACCAUAAUAACUUUGGGAGCAGAAUCAAGAAGUUGUCAGUUAAGCUUCUGGACCUCUCAUUCUGCCACCAUGGACGUAUCUACCCGACUACAAGUAACAAUUUAUGCAUCUGGAGUCAACCACAAGAAGACUGCUGGGUACAGCAGGGUAGUCCUGUUCUCUGUCUCUUUGGCAACCACUGGGAACUGGUAGGCCUGGUCAGUGAGUCCUCAAUGGCCUGUUAUGACCCUAUUCUUGUCACCAAGACAGCCCCAUACCUAUCUUGGAUGAGAUGGCUUAUCAAGUCAUCCCAGAAGCCACUGGACUCUGUUUCUAAUUUACCUUGCAGUUUUUCUCCUGGUGCACAAGACAGGCUUAGCCUGAACAGGGGCUCUGCUAUUUUGACCUCCCAUGGAUUCUUCAUACGGUCAUGGAGGGGAAGAGUAGGCAUGUUCCCACUGAACAGACAGCAGCGGAAUCCUCCUCCAGUAUUUUUUGGUUCAAAUAAUAGAGACUCUUUUCCUGGAGGUACACAGUUACACCUUCAAAGCAGUCAGCUCUCCUCAGCUAGCAGAUUCCCAAUGGUACGGUCUUGGACCUCUCCUGCUGCCAAAUCAUGGGGUCCUUCUCAUACAGCUGAGCCGUGGAGCACGCCAUUAACUGAUACUUCUGAUCCUUUGCUUCCUUCUGGACCCCAGAACGCUCCAACAGCUGAUGUGUCUAUGCCCUGGGACCUUCCGCACAGAGUUGCAAGGAAAUACAAAUACCGAGUUAUGACAGAUUCAGUAAGAUCUUGGCUUAAACCUUUAGACAGAAUACGUGGGCUUCAUGCCCAACAAUUAGAUAAUGCUGAUGGAUCAUGGAUUCUCCUUUCAAGUGACAUAGAUGGAUUCAAAGUUCAUUCUGAGAUUAAUACUCCUCAGUCUCAAGUUCAAUCUAGUAAUGUUCCUUUCCAUGGUCAACCUCUAGCUAGACCCUGGUUAGAAAUUACGCCUCCUGUUGGACCUUGGACACAUUCUGCGCUUGAUCAAACAGGGAAAGUGGUGCAGAUUCAAUCCAGUGAGGAGAGUGUUAGAACCCAAAUACAUCAUGUAACCGAUAGAGUUAACACUGGUGUCAAGCCAAUAACCUACAACCUGCAUCCAUGGGUCCCCUUAAUAGUUAGUAAAACUGGAUUCUGGACUCAUUCCAUAGUAAAUGAAGAUGGAUCCCAGUAUUCUACAGUAACACAUACCUUGGAACCCCGGUUUCAGCCUGUCUUGAAUACAGUUGGAACCCAAGAACUUAUACAAAAGACAGAUGAAUACAGAAUUCUCCCUGAAUCUGAGCCAACUCAAUUUUGGACUUCCUCUACACUAAAUGAGCCCUUUAGCUGGGUUCCGUCUGCAGGCAAUUCCAUUAGGCCGUGGGCCCAACAUGAAGCCAGUACAGUGCAAUCCUCAAGUCAGAGGGAUGGAAUGAGUCCACUGAGUAAACAUGAGGCUAUUAUAGUCAAAUCUCAGAUGCAGACUCAAGAUUCAGUCUUGAUUCAUACUAUUACUAAUGUAACUGAUCCUUUAAUUCACUCUGGAGUUAAUACAGUCGGACCAUCGUUACAGACUGAAAGAAACAGACCCUGGAUUCAGCCUAAAUUCCAUGUAGUCAGACCCAGAACUCAGCCUGAAGAAGGUAAAGAUAAACACUGGACCCAGUCAGAAAAAGAUACAAUCAGAUCCCAGACCCACACUAGAAAUGAAACAGUCAGAACCUGGAACCAUCCUGAAGCUGGUACAGCCAGAUCCUGGUUCUGGACUAAACCUGAUCAAGAGAAACUGAGGACCCAGGCAGAAUUUAAAACACUCUACCCUUGGAGUCAGCCUAAAGUUGACAUUGUGAAGCCAUGGACUCAGUCUGAAGCUGGUAGCAUCCAACUGGGGACAAAGCCUGAGGCAUCUACAUUCAGACCCAGAACACAGUCCAAAGUUAAUACACCCUGGACAAGGCCUGUAGCUGAUUCUGUCAGAUUUUGGUUGCAGACACAAAUUAACACAAUUGGAACCUGGAGCCAACCUGAAUCUGAAACAACCACUUCCUGGUCUGAGUCUGAAGCUGAUAGAGGCAGACCAUGGCUGAAUACUCAAAGUAGUAUAUUCAAACCUUGGACUGAGACAGAAUUUGAAACAACCCGCUCUUGGACCCAACCUGAACAUGAUAUAGCCAGACCUUGGACUCAGUCUGAGGCUGACCAUGUCAAACACUGGUUCCAGACUCAGAUGGAGACAGUCACACUGUGGACAGAGCCGGUAACCAGAACAACCCAUCACUGGGUACAGUCGGAAAAAGAAGUGGUCAAACCCUGGAACCAACCUGUGACUGAUAAGGUAGAAACCUGGAUACAACAUGGCAUUAAUACAGUCAGGCCCUGGGAUGAGCUUGAAGAUGAUAAAGAGAGAUUCUGGACUCAGUCUGAAGCUGACACAAUGAAACCCUGGACUCAGUCAGAUACUGGUAUGAUUAACCCUGCAGCACAAAAUGAAGUUGAUACAUCAACAGUGUGGACCCAAGUUGAAUCCCCAGAAACAAAUUCCUGGACACAGUCUGAAACUGAGAUAAUCACACAAUCAACACAGGCCAAAACUCCAGCAGUACAUCACUGGACAGAGAUGCUAGGUGGUACCAUCACAACACAGGCAAAGGCUGAAUUUCCAGGACUAAAGUUCUUGACACGUCUUGUAUCUGUUAAAGUCACACCAUGGACUCAAGCUGAACCUCUAGCAGUAAACCACUGGACACAGCCUGAAGCUGAUACGGUCACACAGUGGGCUCAGGGUGAACUUCCAGAAGUAAAUCCCUGGACGAAAACUGCAGCUGACACGAUCAAAACAUGGACCCUGGCUGAAUCUCUAGCGGUAAAUCCCUGGAUGCAGUCUGAAACUGCCACAGUCACACAGCGGAUCCAAGCUGAAUCUCUAGCAGUAAAUUCACGGACACAGCCUGUAGUUGAUAUAUUCUCACUGUACACUCAGGCUGAGUCCCCAUCAUUACAUUUCUGGACAAAGUCUGAAACUGACACAGUCACAACAUGGACUCCAAUUGAAACUUCAGCAGUAAAUUCCUGGACACAGUCUGAAACUGACAGUAUCUCAACAUGGACCAGUACGGUAAAUCCAGACAUAAAUCCCCAGGCACAAGCUGAAACUGAUACAGUCACAGCUUGGACCCAGGCAGAAAAUCUAGGAGUAAAUACCUGGACACAACCUGUAGAUGAUGCCGUUCCACCAUGGGCUCAGGCUGAAUCUUUAGCUGUAAAUCCCUGGACAGACACUGAAACUGAGAUAGUCACACCACGGACCCAAGUAGAAACUCCAGGAAUACAGCAGUGGGCUCAGCCUGCAGCUGAUAGAGACACAUUCUGGACCCAGGAUGAUUCACAGGCAGUAAAUCCCUGGGCAGAUCCUGUAUCUGACAGUGUUACACAGUGGAUCCAAACUGAACUCCCAGCAGUAAAACAGUGGACCCAGAAGGAAUCUGAUACAGUCACGAUAUUUACCCAGGCUGAAUUUCCAGACAUGGAGACUUGGAAUGAUCCUCUGGCUGAUGUUGUCACACCAUGGACUCAGGCUGAAUCACCAGCAGAAAAUGCCUGGACACAGCCUUUAGUUGCCACAGUGACACCGUGGCAUCAGGCCGAAUAUCCAGCAGCAAACGGCUGGACGGAGCCUGUAGUUGCCACAGUGACACCGUCGACUCUUGCUGAACCUCCUGCAGCAAUUAGCUGGACGGAGCCUGAGGUUGCCACAGUGACACCGUGGAAUCAGGCUGACUCUCCAGCAGCAAAUCCCUGGGGAGAGCCUAUAGUUGCCACAGUGACACCGCGGACUCCUGCUGAACCUCCUACAGCAAAUUCCUGGACGGAGCCUGUAGUUGCCACAGUGACACGGUGGCAUCAGGCCGAAUCUCCAGCAGGAAAUCCCUGGGCAGAGCCUGUAGUUGCCACAGUGACACCGUGGACUCAGGCUGAACCUCCUGCAGCAAAUCCCUGGGCAGAGACUGUAGAUGCCACGGUGACACCGUCGACUCUUGCUGCACCUCCUGCAGCAAAUGGCUGGACGGAGCCUGAGGUUGCCACAGUGACACCGUGGCAUCAGACUGACUCUCCAGCAGCAAAUCCCUGGGCAGAGACUGAGGUUGCCACAGUGACACCGUGGCAUCAGACUGACUCUCCAUCAGCAAAUCCCUGGGCAGAGACUGAGGUUGCCACAGUGACACCGUGGCAUCAGACUGACUCUCCAUCAGCAAAUCCCUGGGCAGAGACUGAGGUUGCCACAGUGACACCGUGGCAUCAGGCUGAAUCUCCAUUAGCAAAUCCUUGGACAGAGACUGUAGUUGCCACAGUGACACCGUGGACUACUGUUGAACCUCCUGUAGCAAAUCCCUGGACAGACCCUGUAGUUGCCACAGUGACACCGUGGAAUCAGGCUGAACCUCCUGCAGCAAAUCCCUGGACGGAGCCUGUAGUUGCCACAGUGACACCGUGGCAUCAGGCCGAAUCUCCAGCAGCAAAUCCCAGGACAGAGACUGUAGUUGCCACAGUGACACCGUGGACUCCUGCUGCAAAUCCCUGGACGGAGUCUGUAGUUGCCAUAGUGACACCGUCGACUCCUGCUGAACCUCCUACAGCACAUCCCUGGACGGAGCCUGUAGUUGCCACAGUGACACCGUGGACUCAGGCUGAACCUCCUGCAGAAAAUCCCUGGGCAGAGCCUGUAGUUGCCACAGUGACACCGUGGCAUCAGGACGAAUCUCCAGCAGCAAAUCCCUGGACAGAGACUGUAGUUGCCACAGUGACACCGUGGACUCCUGCUGCAAAUCCCUGGACGGAGCCUGUAGUUGCCAUAGUGGCACCGUCGACUCCUGUUGAACCUCCUACAGCACAUCCCUGGACGGAGCCUGUAGUUGCCACAGUGACACCGUGGCAUCAGGCCGAAUCACCAGCAGCAAAUCCCUGGACAGAGCCUGUAGUUGCCACAGUGACACCGUGGCAUCAGGCUGAAUCUCCAUUAGCAAAUCCCUGGACAGAGCCUGUAGUUGCCACGGUGACACCGUGGCAUCAGGCCGAAUCACCAGCAGCAAAUCCCUGGACAGAGCCUGUAGUUGCCACAGUGACACCGUGGCAUCAGGCCGAAUCACCAGCAGCAAAUCCCUGGACAGAGCCUGUAGUUGCCACAGUGACACCGUGGCAUCAGGCUGAACCUCCUGCAGCAAAUCCCUGGACGGAGCCUGUAGUUGCCACAGUGACACCGUGGCAUCAGGCCGCAUCUCCAGCAGCAAAUCCCUGGACGGAGCCUGUAGUUGCCACAGUGACACCGUGGACUCAGGCUGAACCUCCUGCAGCAAAUCCCUGGACAGAGCCUGUAGUUGCCACAGUGACACCGUGGACUCAGGCUGAACCUCCUGCAGAAAAUCCCUGGGCAGAGCCUGUAGUUGCCACAGUGACACCGUGGCAUCAGGCCGAAUCACCAGCAGCAAAUCCCUGGACAGAGCCUGUAGUUACCACAGUGACACCGUGGCAUCAGGCUGAACCUCCUGCAGCAAAUCCCUGGACGGAGCCUGUAGUUGCCACAGUGACACCGUGGCAUCAGGCCGCAUCUCCAGCAGCAAAUCCCUGGACGGAGCCUGUAGUUGCCACAGUGACACCGUGGACUCAGGCUGAACCUCCUGCAGCAAAUCCCUGGACGGAGCCUGUAGUUGCCACAGUGACACCGUGGCAUCAGGCUGAAUCUCCAUUAGCAAAUCCCUGGACAGAGCCUGUAGUUGCCACGGUGACACCGUGGACUCCUGUUGAACCUUCUGCAGCAAAUCCCUGGACAGAGCCUGUAGUUGCCACAGUGACACCGUGGACUCAGGCUGAACCUCCUGCAGAAAAUCCCUGGGCAGAGCCUGUAGUUGCCACAGUGACACCGUGGCAUCAGGCCGAAUCACCAGCAGCAAAUCCCUGGACAGAGCCUGUAGUUGCCACAGUGACACCGUGGCAUCAGGCUGAACCUCCUGCAGCAAAUCCCUGGACGGAGCCUGUAGUUGCCACAGUGACACCGUGGCAUCAGGCCGCAUCUCCAGCAGCAAAUCCCUGGACGGAGCCUGUAGUUGCCACAGUGACACCGUGGACUCAGGCUGAACCUCCUGCAGCAAAUCCCUGGACGGAGCCUGUAGUUGCCACAGUGACACCGUGGCAUCAGGCUGAAUCUCCAUUAGCAAAUCCCUGGACAGAGCCUGUAGUUGCCACGGUGACACCGUGGACUCCUGUUGAACCUCCUGCAGCAAAUCCCUGGACAGAGCCUGUAGUUGCCACAGUGACACCGUGGACUCAGGCUGAACCUCCUGCAGAAAAUCCCUGGGCAGAGCCUGUAGUUGCCACAGUGACACCGUGGCAUCAGGACGAAUCUCCAGUAGCAAAUCCCUGGACAGAGACUGUAGUUGCCACAGUGACACCGUGGACUCAGGCAGAGUCUGCAGCAGACAAUCCCUGGACAGCACCUCUAGUUGCCAUAGUGACACCGUCGACUCCUGCUGAACCUCCAGCAGCAAAUCCCUGGACGGAGCCUGAGGUUGCCACAGUGACACCGUGGCAUCAGGCUGAAUCUCCAGCAGCAAAUCCGCAGACGGCACCUGUUGUUGCCCCAGUGAGACUGUGGGCCCAGGCUGAAUCUCUAGCAGGAAUUCCCUGGACAGAGGCUGUAGCUUUCAUAGUCACACAGUGGACCCAGGCUCAAUCUCCAACCAUAAACCGUUGGAUACAACCUGUGGCUGAUACAGCCACAGAGCAGGUACAGACUAAAUCUCCAUUAGUAACUAUGUGGACCGAGGCUCAGUUUUCAGUGGUCAACCCCUGGACACAGUCUGAAUCACCAGCAGUACAUAUUUUGACAGAAUCCGAAUCUCUAGGCUUAACCACAACAUUAUGGCCUGAGGUUGAUACAGUCACAUUGUGGACUCAAGCUGAAUCUCCAGCAGUAAGUCUCUGGAUAGAAACUGUAGGGGCCACAGUCAUGCCAUGGACCCAGGCUGAAUCUUUAGCAUUAAAUCUCUGGACAAAGUCUGUAGUGGAUACCAUGACACAGUGGGCCCUGGAUGAAUCUCCAGGAGCAAAGCUUUGGACGCAGCCAUUAGCUUCCACACUCACAUUUCGGGCCCAACCUGAAACUCCAACCGUAAAUACUUGGACACAGUUUAAUUCCGAAAUAUUUCCACCAUUGACCCAGGUUCAAUCUGCAGCAGUUGAACCCUGGACACAAUCUGAAUUCAACACAGUCACACGGUGGACCCAAGGUCAGCAUCCUGCGGUGAAUUUGUGGACAGAGGCUUUAGCUUCUGUGGUCAUACUGUGGACUCAGACUGAAUCUCAAACAUUAAAUAACUGGAGAGAGUCUAUAGCUUCCACAGUCACAACAUGGACUGAGACUAAAGAUUCCACACCAAAACCUUGGGCAGAGACUUUUGUUUCCACAGUCACACCGUGGACUCAGACUGAAUCUCCCCCAAUAAAUUCUUUCACACAGAGUGUAGCUGAUACAACCAUUCUUUGGCCAACGCUUAAAACUAAAUCUAAAAAACCCUGGAUGCUGCCUGACACUGGUGUAUUGAGUAUUUCACUGAAUCCUCAGACUGAUAGUAUUGGAUGCUUGAUUCAAGAUGAAAAUCAAGCAUCUCUUCUGUGGACGCAUAUUGAAACUGGUAUUGUCAAAACGUUGACCUUAUGUGAAACUGGAGCAGUCAUAUCAUCGAUAGUGCCUUUGCCUCAAGCAGCCACACUCAGGCCCCCACCUGAAGCUGAUAUUAGCAGACCUUGGUUUAAAACCCGGGAAAGAAUAAGAUCCUGGGCCCAGUCAGAACCUCAAACAGUGAGUACCUUGACUCACUUGGGAGCUGGUAGAGUCAAGCUGUUGAGCCAACAUGAAACUGCUACAGUCAUAUCACAGAUUCAGGCUGAAACUGACAUGUUCCACCCUUGGAACCAGUCUGUUGGAGACACAGUAAGAUCCUGGACCCUUUCUGAAGCAGAGGCAGCAAGACCACAGAUCCAAACCAGGGCUGCUAGUAUCACACUGUUGCCCCAGGCUGAAGUGCAAGCAAUAAAACAAUUGACCAAGUCUGACAUUAAUACUGUCAGACCUUGGUUCCAGACUCAACUUGAUGCACUAAGAGAAGGGGUUCAAUCUGAACCUCAGAUAGUUGCUACCUGGAUCCAACCCGAAUUGCAAACAGUCAAUCCCUGGAUCCAGCCUGAAACCAAUAGAGUCAGAUUUUGGACCCAUCCUGAAGGUAGUGUAGCCCAACCCUGGAUCCAAGUUGAAGCCAACACAGUUAGAUUUCAGACUCUCUAUGAAAUUGAUACAAGAAAACCAUGGACCCAGCCUGAAUAUAAAUCAAUCAGUCCCUGGACUGAAGUGGAUACUGCCACAUUUUGGUCCCCAACUCAAAAUGAAACAGUUAGGCCCUCACCUCAGCUUGAAUCUCAGAUAACAUGUUCCUGGACCCAAGAUGACAUUGGUAUAAUCAGUCCUUGCACUCAGUCUGAAACUAGCUCAGUUGGACCCUGGACCAAGCUUGAAACUGCUACAGGCCAACCCUGGAUACAUUUUGAAGCUGCUACAGUCAAACCACGGACCCACGAUGAAACUUUAGCAAUCUACCCGUCAACCCAGUCUCAAGGUGAUACUGUGAUAAGACAUUGGUUCCAGACCCAAAGGGAUUCACUCAAAUCUUGGAAUGAACCUGAAGCUAAUAUAGUCAGACUCUGGACCCAACCUGAAACUGACAUUUUUGCAUCCUUUACUAUCCCUAAACCGGAUAAAGUCAGAACAUGGAUCCAGCCUGAAUUAGAAAUAAGGCCUGGCAUCCAUUAUAAAGCUGAGAUAAAUACAUCAUUUGCUUCUCCUGAAGUUGAGCCAGAUGGAACAACCCAAGUAACUAAUCGGUUUCAUUCCUGGUCUAAAGGUGUAUCUUUUUUACCAAUAGAAACUGUUCCUUCCCCAGAUGAUUAUUUUGCAGCUUUGUCAACCGAGAGAGCUGCAAUAGAAAGCCAAGAUCAAAUCAAUUCUCUCCAACCCAGUGAGCUCACAGACAUUCGCUUUCUUACCUUUUCAAGCACUUGGCUUCCUGGAAGAGUUGAUUACCUGAAUUCUGGCAGUAAAUUACGAACUACCAAGGCAAAAGGAAUCCCUGAUGUCCCAUCUAGUUCUCUCAGCCCCCUUUCUCCAUCUUUUUCUCUUCUCGCUCCUUGUUUUGUCCCAUCCCCAUGCACACUGUCCCUUUCCUGUUCAGUCUUUUCUUCUUGCACAUUCCCUUCACCGUGUAUUUUCCCUUCUUGCUCCAUUCUUUCUCCUGUGGCCACCUUCUCUCCUGUUCUCCUGCCCUUAGCUGCUUCUGAUAGUUCUCUCCAGGAAUUAUCUUCAUCAGAAUUUGCUGAACAAACCAUUCUUUCUCAUACUUUUUCAUCCCUACGUGCUGCUCCAGCCACACUUUUAACAAAGCAACCUUCUCCGAUACCUGAAUCUGAAUCUGAAUCUGAAUCUGAAUCUGAAUCUGGAACCAACUCCAGUCAGCCUGGACAAGAUCCUCUCAGCUAUUCAGAACUCAAUAUUUCUUUGGCUGAAUGUCACCUGGGUAUGGUUUGGAAAGAGAGUCUGCAGGCUCUCUGGCUCUUCAAGACAGCUGUUAUUUCUCAUGAAAUCACAGGUGAGUCCAGUUUAGCAAUCUAUUUUGAGUUACUGUCCUUGGGAUCAAUGUCUUUGUUGGAACCUAAAACCAGAGUCUCUGUGUAG
Messenger RNA from Camelus dromedarius (Arabian camel), 10245 nucleotides. Its product is annotated as mucin-2-like. Gene Ontology annotation, molecular function: serine-type endopeptidase activity. NCBI's taxonomy places the organism in Eukaryota, Metazoa, Chordata, Mammalia, Artiodactyla, Camelidae. Gene Ontology annotation, biological process: proteolysis. The record is from RefSeq and is a predicted model, not a curated record. The transcript has 6 exons. The coding region runs from base 1 to 10245 and encodes 3414 amino acids.